AGUGGCGCGCUCUGACACUCGGCAUUCCAGGGUUUGUGAGUGAGACAGUGAGACGUGUAGUGAAUGUGCUUCCUCUCCUUUGCCUCUUCUUCGCCGCUUUGUUGAGGACAUCGACACCAUGAAAGUCCAGAUAUUAAUAGUAGCUGUAGCUCUCGGCUUGUGUACCGGACUCUCUAUUCAACGCGAACAAAGAAAAUUUAUUUAUCAAGACGGACAUCCCUCUGUUCGACGCUAUCCCGUGUUCCCGGAUAGACACUCGAGUCUGGAGCAAACCCUGCCUUCGGCGCUAGACGACGAUAUUAGGAAUGAACUAGAAGAAGAGAGCGCCGUCUCACCAUCCACAGAUGAACCAUUAGUGCCAGAACUUGAAGGAGACGCACCCGAAGUCCCUGAAGACGAGGCGCCAUCGACAGACAUCUCGCCAGCCCUAGAAUCAGAGUCCACUUCGACAGCGCCAGUCACCACGCCAGAGACGCCCUUCUUCGACAGCACGGUUCCUUUGCAUCUGGAAGGAUUCUCAUUCACACCCAAGCCGUUCAGCGUCCUAGAAGAAUCCCCCAGUUUUUUGUUCUCCCCUGAAAACAUCCCAAGGGACAUUAUCCCAAGCAAUGAUCCUGCUGCAGAAGAUGGACCAUCCUUCGUCGGCAACGCACCCAUCGCCAACGAUGGGCCAGCCUUCUUCGGCAAUGCCCCUGUUACCAGCGAUGGACCAUCCUUCGUCGGCAACGCACCCAUCGCCAACGAUGGGCCAGCCUUCUUCGGCAGUGCUCCCGUAGCAAACGAUGGGUCAGCCUUCUUUGGCAAUGCCCCUGUUGCAAACGAUGAGUCAUUCCUCUUCGGCAACCCUCCCGUUUCAAACGAUGGGUCAUUCUUCAUCGGCAAUGCUCCCGUUGCAAACGAUGGUUCCUCCUUCGUCGGAGAUGCCCCUGUUGCAAAUGAAGAGUCCGCUUCCUUUGCCUUCGGAGGUCCUGACUCCGUCUUCGGACGCGACGACGCGGGACACCGGGAAGUGUUUACAGCCGAUGAUGCGAGACCAGUGGACCCUUCUUUGUUCCCCAGCAGCCCGGCCUUCGGGGUUCCCGCGCUCCCGCCUUCCUUCGGCGUAUUCACUGAGACAGCGGAAGAAUCGACUGACAUUCCGGUGACGACGGAUGUAGUCAACAACUUCCUGACCGGAGAAGAAGAGGUUGCAAACUCCACCAUAGCACCUUCAGAAGAAGGGUCGGAAAGAUUAUCAGAGAACGUUACUGAAGUCCCUGUUUUUGACCAGACGGUGACAGAAGCCGAGUGGGCCUCAGUGACGCAGGAUUUCGUCCCAACGGAGGAAACCGAAGCAUUUUAAAAGACGUCGGAGACGAUAACGGAAGAUGUCCUUUGGAUUGAGAAGCAACACUAACUUCGUCUAGUAUCACCGAGAGUGCAAAAUGAAUAGUCUUUUCAGAGGGUGAAAGUUGCCUUAGAGGGCAUUCGUGCUUGCGUGAAAUGUUCGCUCAAGUGGUUCGAUUUGACCUGUGAAAAUCAUUGAAUCUCAUGAUAGAUUUCUGACAUCUCAUACCAGGAAAAAUAUCUCUCCAAGGAAUAUCGAAUCCACGGUCAAAUUUCGUGGAUAUUCACCGAGCAUUUGUUUUCACACUCCGUGAAAUGACUAUUCGUUAAAGGAGCCUUUAGCCUCAGGCCUCGGAGGAAUUCUGGCGGUUCUUGACUUGGAAUCUCUUGCAUUCGACGAAAAGAGGCAUUAACUUUUCACUUUUCUCGUCCCCUGUAGUUGCUGAGUUUAGCCAUGAAUGACAAAGGGAAAACUGUAAACCCAACCUUUAUACCUUUCUUCCUUGCCUGUUCUUGGUAAGGAGUAAAGAACACCAUCCAUGGUGCAUUUGCUCAUCCUGUAGCGAAAGGAGUGUUGGAAUUUUGUAACAUGCACACUCACACACGUACAGAACCAUAUACAAUCGUGUAUAUAUACCAGUCAUAUGUUUUAGCUUGAUGCUACUUUUAAGCAAUAUGCUGUUUUUUCUGUUGUUAAUGAAUUAUUAACUCCGCAACUGGGGAAAGUUGUAAUCCUGUGUUGCAGUCAAAAUAACCACUACUUCCCUGUGAUGUGUAGUCAGAGAGAGAGAGAGAGAGAGAGAGAGAGAGAGAGAGAGAGAGAGAGAGAGAGAGAGAGAGAGAGGUGAGCUUCUAAUGAGGGAAAUGUGAUUAUCGGCUAAUAUUUAGUCUUGGAAAUUAGAUCAAAAUUUCAUUUGAUACGAUCGAAAGGCUCUGUAUUCGAUCAACAUUUUGUUCGAUAUAUUUCAAAGAUAAAUUUAUUCAAGUUUGUGAGAUUAUGAAAGAACUUGAUUAGUUCUAUUCAUAGAUUUCCUUUGUUAAGUUCAGCUGAACCGAUCAAUAAUUCUCCGGUAAAAUAUCAGAAAGGAUUAUUAUAACCAAUAUUCCUGUAGGUUCCAUUCAAACUGUAUCAUGAUUUUGAUGAUACAAACAGUUCAACGUUAAAAAAAUUGUUUUGGAAUUACAGGGACUGACUUCUGUUUUCAACGAUUUUGUUGGUUCACAUACCUUCACUUUCAUUAGAAUUUUUGUGUUGAAGCUCAUAAUCUUAGCUUCUUCUUCUUUUUUUUUUUUUGGUUGUGUCAAAAAUUCCACUGCUGAAUGAAACACUUUUUGAAAAGAUGAAUGAAUAAUGCGAAUGUUUAGUAUAGCUAAUGUGCUAAGGAGGUCUAACAGGGCUCUGCCACGACAGCCUUCCAGCAAGUAUUAAAUUAAUGAAGGGAAGAAGGAAACCUGGACGCCCUUCACGCGUGAAUCCGUGUAUAUAUGUAGGAAAUAGAUAAGUGUAUUUAUAAGAAAUGUUCAACAUUUGACUGUCUAUUUUGUAAUUUUGUUCAAUAAAAGUAAAGCGUAGAAG
This is a messenger RNA of Macrobrachium nipponense, 2902 nucleotides long. RefSeq lists its product as uncharacterized. The transcript is spliced from 6 exons. NCBI's taxonomy places the organism in Eukaryota, Metazoa, Arthropoda, Malacostraca, Decapoda, Palaemonidae. The record is from RefSeq and is a predicted model, not a curated record. The coding region runs from base 119 to 1342 and encodes 407 amino acids.